CCACGGUACUUUGCGAUUUAGCUUAGGCCAGUUUAGGCGGGAAGAAUAUAGUAGAAUAAUCUCAGAGUAUGUAUAACGGCAUAACGGUUACGACUGAUGUUGAGUUAUAGUAUUUCGAUUUAUUCAAAAAGAUUGACCGUCUAAAUUAAAGUUUAGAAUAGUUGUGAAAAUAAAUUGGUAAAAAAUGGCACAAAAGAUAUCGAAAGAUUAUACAAAAGCUAGAGAACUAUUUAAGACAUUUUUGACGGAGUUUGUGGUAAUAGACGAUGAUACUGGUGAAAAAAUGUUAAAAUAUAGAAAGCAACUCGUCGAUAUAGCUCAUCGUGAACAAGUAGAUCUCACAAUAGAAUUAGACGAUGUUCAUCAAUUUGACGACGAAUUAGCAGAAUCGAUUGCAAAUAACACUCGAAGAUAUGUUAAUUUACUUUUAGAUCUUAUUCAAGAGAUGUUGCCCGAUCUUAAAGAAAGACCUGUUCCUCCAAAAGAUGCUUUGGAUAUAUAUAUCGAACACAGAUUGUUGAUGGAAAGUCGUAAUAGACACGAUCAACAUAAUCCAAGGAAUAAAUACGCUCCAGAACUUAUGAGACGCUUCGAAGUAUACUUUAAGAACUUUGAUGCAUCAAAGGAAUAUUCUGUGCGAGAUAUAAAAGCAGAUAAAAUAGGAAAGUUGGUUACAGUACGAGGUAUAGUAACAAAAUGUAGCGACGUAAUGCCCUUGCUUGUCGUCGCUACGUACACGUGUGAUCAAUGCGGUGCCGAAACAUUUCAACCAGUACAAUCUUUAAAGUAUAUGCCACUGCGAAUGUGUCCGAGCGACGAUUGCCGUAUAAAUAAAUCUGGUGGUGUAUUAGAUAUGCAAACAAGAGGAUCAAAAUUUGUAAAAUUUCAAGAAAUAAAAAUACAAGAACACAGCGACCAAGUUCCCGUGGGUCAUAUUCCAAGAAGUUUAACAGUGUAUUGCAGGGGUGAAAAGACAAGAAAAUGUUUACCAGGAGAUCAUGUACUUAUUACGGGUAUCUUUCUGCCUAUCGUAAAAUCUGGUUUCACUGCUCGGCUUGGUGCAGCUCUUUUGAAUGAAACAUAUAUAGAUGCCCACCAAAUUGUUUGCCUCACUAAUUCGCAAACCAUCGAUGAUAGCAACGCCAUGUUGACAGACGAGGAAUUGUCUUUGUUAAGUCAGGAUGAUUUUUACGGGAAAUUGGCUAGUUCUAUAGCUCCAGAAAUUUAUGGACUCGAAGAUGUUAAAAAAGCUCUGUUAUUACUUCUUGUUGGUGGAACAGAUAAGCAUAGGGAGGAUAUUAAAAUUAGAGGUAAUAUCAAUAUUUGUUUGAUGGGUGAUCCAGGAGUAGCCAAGUCGCAGUUACUUUCGUUUAUAACAAGGUUGGCUCCUCGAUCUCAAUACACAACUGGAAGAGGAUCUUCCGGAGUUGGUUUAACCGCUUCCGUUAUGAAAGAUCCUCUAACCGGUCAAAUGAUGCUCGAAGGAGGAGCUUUAGUAUUAGCAGAUCAAGGUGUUUGUUGUAUCGAUGAAUUCGAUAAGAUGGCAGAUGCGGAUAGAACGGCUAUUCACGAAGUGAUGGAACAACAAACAAUAUCGAUUGCUAAAGCAGGAAUUACAACUCGCUUGAAUGCAAGAGUCUCGAUAUUAGCUGCUGCAAAUCCUGCUUAUGGUAGAUACAAUCCAAAGAGAACAGUUGAACAAAAUAUUCAGUUACCUGCUGCUUUAUUGUCGCGAUUCGAUUUAUUAUGGUUGAUUCAGGAUCGAGCAGAUCGUAGUAACGAUUUAAAAUUGGCAAAACAUAUAACUUACGUUCAUCAACACGGUAUACAACCUCCUAUGGAAUCGCAAGCCUUGGAUAUGAAUUUAAUUAGAAAGUAUAUUAUUUUAUGUAAAACGAAACAACCUGUAAUUCCUGAAGAAUUAACAGAUCACAUAGUUGAAUCUUACGUAGAAAUGAGAAGGACAACCCGUAAUAGUCACGAUAGAACUUUUACAUCCGCUCGUAAUUUACUAGCAUUGCUACGUUUAUCGACUGCAUUGGCCCGUCUAAGAUUAGUAAACGUCGUCGAAAAACCAGACAUCGACGAGGCGAAUAGAUUAAUCGAGAUGUCUAAACAUUCUAUCAACUAUUCCGAAACGUUGAUAACAAACGUAAACCAGAAUCCAAUGAAUCGAAUCUUCCAUCUUAUUCGAGAGUUGGCGGGUGAGAAGAAAACUGUUAAAGUAUCAGAUAUUCUGGAACGAUGUACAAGUAAAGGAUUUAAACCCGACCAAAUUAACGAUUGCAUCGAAGAAUACGAGGCACUGAACGUAUGGCAAGUGAAUCAACGAAGAACGCAAAUUAUAUUUAUAUAAUUAUUCUACAGAUAAUGUACUUUUAUAUAUUCGUAACUAUUUUUAUACAUAUUUUUUGUACUUUUAUUAUGAAAAAAAUUGACUCGACGCGUUUAUAAAAUGGCCUUUACAGUAGUGCAACUGGGUACAAUAAAUAAAUUAUUUUAUUUCUAAAAUACCUUUUCGU
Messenger RNA from Hylaeus anthracinus, 2522 nucleotides. RefSeq names its product DNA replication licensing factor Mcm7 (gene Mcm7). The transcript has 10 exons. Gene Ontology annotation, molecular function: ATP binding; single-stranded DNA helicase activity; ATP hydrolysis activity. The record is from RefSeq and is a predicted model, not a curated record. Bases 185 to 2356 code for a protein of 723 amino acids. Gene Ontology annotation, biological process: DNA replication; double-strand break repair via break-induced replication; DNA replication initiation. Gene Ontology annotation, cellular component: MCM complex; nucleus. NCBI's taxonomy places the organism in Eukaryota, Metazoa, Arthropoda, Insecta, Hymenoptera, Colletidae.